Molecule: messenger RNA, 2833 nt
Organism: Anguilla anguilla (European eel)
Lineage: Eukaryota; Metazoa; Chordata; Actinopteri; Anguilliformes; Anguillidae
Exons: 2
Coding region: 462-1448 (328 amino acids)
Source: RefSeq, a predicted model, not a curated record
AUACGUACAUGCUGCAACUUUAAGAUGCGAAAUGGAAUCAGGUUAUAUAGCUACGUACCUACAAGUUACGCACGGUGUGUGAAAACCUUGCAUCUACUUUCUUGAAUGAGAGGGAGAUUCACUGGGCAGAAAAACGAUACAGUGCAGACAGCCCCCAACUUUCUAUUAUUAGAUCGAGGCCCACCCUCGAUUCUGAUACUCGUACUGUCAUACACCGACAGAGCCUCCUCUUUACCGACGACAAAAUCAGCCAAUUUGGUUGGGCAACUCGGGGACCGGCCAUGAUGUUAUAAAGCUAGCUAGGUAGCAAACUGGCAGGAGGUCGCAUAUUGCUAGCAACACACUUGUCCUUGUUUUCUACGUUGAUUGGUUUCCUAUCAAUUGCCAGCUAGCUACCACUGGCAGUCAAACAAACUUUAUUUUGACGAUAAUAUUUACUACAAAACGAUUUCCUUGUUACAAUGGCCUCCACCCCUUCUGCUUCUGCCCUGUCUGCUGUCCUCCGGUGCAGGGGAAACAUAUUUGCUAGAAACAAGAAGAGGCCUCCUCCCGGCAGCGGAUACAGCCUGGGAGCAAAGUGCGGCGCCGCAGGCGAGUCGGGAGUACCUAUACUGGGCAAAGAACACGGAUGGGAAUUUGGUCAGACUUUGCAAGAAUUUAAGUCUUUUUUUCUGGGGCAACGUGUUGAAAUCAGGAAUGGUGUGUUUCUGACAGUUACGUUGGAAACAAGUAGAAAAAGCAGGACAGACACGCAUUCAAGUAAUCGAACUGCCAUCAAUGACAAAGAACGAAGAAAAGUUUCUAAGACUGAUUCGCAGAAUGAUCCAAUCGGAUCCCUCUACUUUUUACAGGCGAGUUCGUCGCGAGCGGCCCAGCAAUGUUACCGACUGAGAUUUCUGAAGGAGCCAAACUCGUCACAAACGCGUUUGUUUACUUCUGGGAUCAGGCAGUGCCUUGGGAUAAAAAACUGUGACGAAUAUGGUAUGAUUGUGCACUCAAAGAGCAAUAAAAAACUUUUGGGAAAAUUAUUGGACUCAGCCACUUGGAAGGUUUUGUGUAUAUCAAUUAGUUAUUUACCUAAAUCGGAUAGAGCCGGCGAACAAAUCUCUGAACCAGUUGCAUUGUGUUGGAAAGGCUGGACGACUCUCAAGAAUGGAUGCAUUAUAUUGACUGCAGUUAUUUCUGAAAUGCUGCGGAUGCAACUUGGAAUGGAAAACGGUCGUCUUUCGAUUCCAUCCGUCUUCAAACCUGCUGUUCUAGAAAACCCGAAGUCUCGCUCCGUCAAACGCCGGUCCUUGUCAAUCAGUCACAGCGCCCAAACAAUGGAAAAUGAUUUGAAUGGGCAAAGUGGGGAUACUACCGGUCAGAAAGUGAAGCUAGGAGGGCUUGGAACAAGUGGUGAACAUCAGCCUCUUGGAGGAAUCACCAAAAUGGGCAAGCUGGACUGAGGGCUUUUGCACAGAACAUUACCGCAGAACGGCAGAAAUUGAUACAAACGAUGCUUGAUGACAUUAGUUCUUGUUAGCACAUCCCUAUGCUAACAAGUAACAAAAUCUAUAUCCCUGACUGAAUUCCACCCCCACCCCCUCCCCCUCUACAUUAUGUAAGAAGGGCUGUGUACUUCAGCAAUGCAAAAAAAUAAAAUAAAAAAUCAUAAAAUAGGACUUUUUGUUUUUGUAGGUGUAACAGGAGCUAAUUAUCCAAAGAACUGUGGGCUCAAACUUUUAUUUUAUUUUUUUGUACGAAAUAUUUCCACCACCGGGGUAGAGUGCCAAGAAAUAUGAUUUUUAUUCAAGUUCAUUAUAAAUGUAAACAAAAUGCCUGAGUACACAUCACAACCUGUGAUAGGUGAGAGGACAUCAUGACCUGCCAAUUACAACCAGCAGGGGGUGUCGUUUGCUGGCCAAAUGUCAACAAAAAAAAGAAAAGGAAAAACGAAGGAAAAUGAGUGAUUGUGAGAACUACACAUUCAGACAGUCUAGGAUCAAAAUUUGACUCCUUGGCUGAGGCUAAUUUUAAGUGAAAUAAAUACAUGCUCGCAUUAGAAUUUGCAAGUGGACUAGGUUUCCCGAUGUCCUCAGGAUGGUUCACCUAAUAUCCCUACUUUAGUAAAAUCACAUACCUGGAUUAACUUUUUCCAUGUGAAUUUUUUGCUCAUAUGUGUACAACCCUGGUAAGAAUUAAAGUUCUUAAACACGGGUGAACAAAACAAUUGGAGGUGGAUAUAGUGGGAAAUCAUUGGAUACAAUCAGUAGAUACAGUGGUCAGGGACAAUGUUAGGAAACUUUAGUGACUGGCAAAUUCACACAUAACGGCAUUAACUGAAGUAAAAUAAUUCAUAUAAAUGCAAUAAGGCUAUUUCAGAUGAGUGUACAGUAUUUGAGAAAAUGCCCUUGGCUUCCAGAUGAAAGAAGGAUAAUAUACACUGUAUUCCUAAAGUUAGGUGAACUUUCAUGCAAUUCUAAGAAAUAUUUGUACUAUCAUUAUAGUAAUGACUUGCAGCUGAACACUAUGAUGUGGACACUUUUUUCGAUUUUGAUUUGAAAUAUAAACGCUACUGCAUGCCAAAACCUGUUAGCCUAGAGAUUAGGGAGAUGCAAACUAUUGUAGAAGCAAAGGGUGACAUUCAGCUGUGAAAACUCCUAACCUACCCUACUUCACACUGGAUAUUAGGUAUCACUACAUUUUAUGGGGUUUCCUUUAAUGUGCUGGAAAUCAACCUAUUAACUGCCACAGUCCUUCUAAAUGUUACAGUGUUGAUAUUAGAUGUGUCUGAAUGGUUGCUUGUGGAAAUGAUUCAGGUUUGAACAAAAUAAAAGUUGACAUUUUUGGC